GAAUAAGCUGUCAGCGUUAGAAUCCUCUUCCUCUCACGCCGCCGCGCCGCCAGUCCCGCUGUGUGCCGUCCUCAGCUGCCGCCGCCCACCCCGACAGCCAAACGUCGUGCCGGCCGUACUCCCCGCCGCCCCCUCCACCUCGCCUUCCCUCCGAAGCCCACCCCGCGGCUCGGCGAUCUCCCCAGCGUACAUCAGCCACCCAACGCCGACCAUGGGUUUCGCGCAGCUCGUCAUCGGCCCCGCCGGCAGCGGCAAGUCGACCUACUGCUCUGGUCUAUAUCAACAUUGCGAGACGGUGGGCAGGAGGAUUCAUAUGGUCAACCUGGAUCCAGCUGCAGAGCACUUCAGCUAUCCUGUAUCUACUGAUAUUAGAGAGCUCAUAUCACUGGAUGAUGUCAUGGAGGAGCUUGGGAUGGGACCAAAUGGCGGCCUCAUCUAUUGCAUGGAGCACCUUGAAGACAAUUUGGAUGAUUGGUUGGAUGAACAAUUGGAAAACUACCUGGAUGAUGACUAUCUUGUGUUUGAUUGUCCAGGCCAGAUUGAACUCUUCACUCAUGUUCCAGUUCUGCGUAAUUUUGUUGAGUAUCUGAAACGGAAAAAUUUCACUGUUUGCGCCGUGUACCUUUUGGAUUCGCAGUUUGUCAGUGAUGUCACAAAAUACAUUAGCGGUUGCAUGGCUUCUCUUUCUGCUAUGAUUCAACUUGAGCUUCCUCAUAUCAACAUCCUUUCAAAGAUGGACCUUGUUUCCAAUAAAAAAGAUGUAGAAGACUAUCUGAACCCCGAAGCACAGGUUCUUCUGUCACAGCUUAAUCGGCAGAUGGCACCUCGUUUUCACAAGUUAAACAAGGCUUUAGCUGAACUGGUUGAUGAUUACAACAUGGUGAAUUUCAUACCACUUGAUUUGAGGAAGGAGAGCAGCAUUGAGUAUGUGCUGUCAAACAUCGACAACUGCAUCCAGUACGGGGAAGACGCCGAUGUGAAGGUCAGGGACUUCAUUCCUGAGGAGGAGGAUUAACCAUUUUGAUCAAGCAGAAGCAACAAAUUAACCUGUAUCAUGUAGUGUGGGUCCAUGGGAGGAGAUGGUAGCGCUGAACAGGUAGAAGCGCCAUGUAUCUGUUUCAGUCGUUGGUCGAAAAAACAAGACAGAAUGCAUCUGCAAAGAAUGUGUGGGUCUCCUUAUGCUUGUGUGGUUGGUAACUAGCAACUGCCUUUAAACAAAUCAUCCUCACGGCAUCAUACAUGAGUGGUAAAAUACCUAAAAUAGUGUAUGCGCCAAUGCACCAA
Hordeum vulgare subsp. vulgare (domesticated barley) is the source of this 1284-nucleotide messenger RNA. Its product is annotated as GPN-loop GTPase 3. Gene Ontology annotation, molecular function: GTPase activity. The record is from RefSeq and is a predicted model, not a curated record. The transcript is spliced from 9 exons. Bases 212 to 1015 code for a protein of 267 amino acids. NCBI's taxonomy places the organism in Eukaryota, Viridiplantae, Streptophyta, Magnoliopsida, Poales, Poaceae.